AUGGCUCAAGCGCGUGCUGGAAGUGUCGUCGGCGGUGCGUCUCCGCAUAGCAUCAGUCUGAAGGUGUUGAGACUAUCGCAUCCAUCGCUGUCGCCCGCGCAUACACUUCCCGGCACCGAUGCCGUCGCAAAUGCAUCGCUCCCUUAUCCACAAGCGCCAGCAGACACCUUUCCGCUGUCGCCGUUACUGGCACUGCCUCCCGCGUUUGGCGCUGCCUAUGUGGGCACCGUCUUCUCCUGCACUUUGUGCGCGAACAACGAAUUGCCGCCAUCAUCUUCUGUCGUCGUACGAGACGUCCAGCUAAGUGCCGAACUCCAAGUGCCGAGCGGCAGCAUUGCAUUGGCUCUCGAGGGCCCAGAUGCUGCAGAAGAACAAGAUAUCCAACCAGCGCAAACACUACAGCGCGUUGUACGGCACGAGCUGCGCGAGGAUGGUCCUCACGUCCUGGCUGUCACUGUCACCUAUCAAGAAACGCGAGAUGAUGCCACGAAUAAGCGGACAUUCAGAAAGUUAUAUCAGUUCGUGGCACAACCUGCACUCGGCGUAAGGACAAAGGUAGGCGAUCUUGCAGUCAAGAAAGACGUGCCAGACAUGCGCGGAUUCGUAUUAGAGGCCCAGCUCGAGAAUCUUACCGAGAAGUCAGUCGUGUUGGAGCGAGUCACUGUCAGCACGGCUGAAGGCCUGACGAGCAGGAGCCUGAACUGGAAUGAGGCUGACGACAGGCCGAUACUGAGUCCCCAGGAUGUCAUGCAAGUCGCCUUUACUCUUCAACAGAACCAGGGCGAGCAGCUGGACGAGAAGAAUGGCAGGACAGUCCUGGCGCAACUCCACGUUGACUGGAAGAGCCAGAAUGGGGAAGUGGGCAGCUUGACCACAGGUUGGCUGGCCAGUAGAGCUAGAUGA
Molecule: messenger RNA, 903 nt
Organism: Aureobasidium uvarum
Lineage: Eukaryota; Fungi; Ascomycota; Dothideomycetes; Dothideales; Saccotheciaceae
Source: the annotation of a GenBank genome assembly